AUGAUUUUAUUUCGUCCCAGCAUUUGGCUGUCCCUUAUUAUCAGCUCUCUGCUGAUAUUGCUCUACUUCCACCUUCCCCCUCCACACAAGGACAAACAAGCUCCAUUGGAUCUCUUGCCUUUGCCAUUACCAGAGAAACCGAACGUCCUGCAUCCAGGAAAAUUCAUCGAUCCCACUUGUCCCGAUGUUCAUGUUGUUUUAUCGCCGACAGAUCCAUCUGAUGAGCCUGAGGGGGAGGGUACCUUGAAUGACUUGCCACAGCACAGAUUCUAUCAAGGGGGAACCGUCACUUUGACAACCAAGAAUGGCUCGACUGAACACCCCAUGCCGGCAAUCUAUGACCCCUAUCCUGCCUAUAAUACGCCCCGAUGGCGCAAGGCAUGGGCGGGAAGAUUCGAGGCUUGUCGUGGGCCUCGUGGGAGAAAUUUGGAUCGCGGUAGUAGUGAGGACAUGAUGUCUGUCUAUCGCGGGACACAGAAGGGGUUCCCCGCCUCCAUGUUCGGAUCUCACAAGGCCCUCGGUCUAGAUCAGGAUGUCUGUGUCGAUCGCUAUGCUCGCUAUGGUCCCUACGGGAUAGACGAGAACAAUGCCGCAGAUAUACCAGGAUUCCGAAGACCCGGCAGAGUCCUCUGGGCAAACGUCAAUUGGGGAUAUCUUCAAUCACAAUGCUACGAACGCAAUGCCAAACGAUACCGCCCUGAUCGACCGAAUCAGCAUUACGGACAGCACGUUCUCUCUCUGUACCCGCCAACUCUCGGGGAGCAUAUGAAUAUCCCGAGUAAACCCGUAGGCCUUUCAUACAAGACCCGCUCCGCUCUCGUGCUGCGCGCCUCGGAAACAAUGCGAUGGACCCCAAGUCACAUCCAAUAUCUCCGCUCAUUGAUAAUGGAACUCUCCUUACACACCGGAUCCGAGUACCAAGUCUUCUUCAUGAUAGAUGUCCACGACAAAUCAAUCGAUCUAAAAAAUGACGAGGACGCAGUCCGAGGACUAAAGCAAAGAAUCGUGCCCUCAGAAUUCUGCAAUAUGACUGUCCUCUUCAGCGAGCGUCUCCUAGCAGAAUGGUAUCCAAAUAUGAACGAGCAUCGCGCAAUCUACCAACACCUCCAAGCAACGCAAGUUUUCGCCCAGAUGUACCCCGAAUUCGACUACUACUGGCAACUAGAAUUCGACAACAGAGUCAUCGGCCACACAUACCAUUUUCUCGAACAAGCAAUCUCCUUCGCUCGGAACCAACCGCGGAAAUACCUCUGGGAACGAAACGCUUAUUUCUAUACACCUGGUGUCCACGGUACAUACGAAGAAUUCUCGAAUAUGGUCGCGAAUUCAAUGAACGGGAAACAUAGCGUCUGGGGACCUGUCAAACACGAGGGAAUCAAACCAGCCGGUCCAAAACCAUUACCCGGUUCACAGCCUGAGAAUGAUAAUUUCAGAUGGGGUGUCGGGGAAGAAGCAGAUCUGAUAACCUUCCUUCCAAUCUUCGAUCCGAGUAAUACAUCAUGGACAUUCCCGAAUAUGACCUGGAAUGUCUCGGAAACCAUCCCGCGUCGCACAUCUGUCAUCACGCAGUGGCGUCUUUCGAAGAACCUUUUGGCGGAGAUGCAUAAUGCACAGCGUCGACGUGGGAAGGCAUUCGCCUCGGAAAUGUCUGCGCCUUCUUGGGCUUUGCUGCAUGGGUUUAAGGCUGUGUAUGUUCCGCAUCCUGUGUAUGUGGAUGGGCAGUGGAGUCCGAGGGAGAUGGAUAGAUUGUUCAACCGGGGCACGGUGGAGAAUGUGAAUGGGGGUAGGGAUAGUAUUUGGAAUUGGGAUCAUCGGUUUGAUUUUCUUUGGUAUCGCUUUUCUUAUAUGUUUGCUACGCAGACUGCUGAGGAUCUUUUUCGGAGGUGGCUUGGUUUUGGACCGAAUCCGAGGUUGCGAUUGGAUGGUGUACGGCUUGAAUAUCGUCCUGGGAGGUAUUGGGAUGAUGGGGGGAAUCUGGAUGAAUCUACCAAUGGUCGAUUAUGUUUCCCUUUCAUGCUUCUUCAUAAUAUCAAGAACACAGAAGCUGAGAAAACGAACAAUUUGCCUGUUACGGAUUCUGCUUUGAAGGAUGAUGCAAUUUAA
Penicillium antarcticum is the source of this 2103-nucleotide messenger RNA. RefSeq names its product DUF3405 domain-containing protein. The transcript has 5 exons. The record is from RefSeq and is a predicted model, not a curated record. The coding region runs from base 1 to 2103 and encodes 700 amino acids. Lineage: Eukaryota; Fungi; Ascomycota; Eurotiomycetes; Eurotiales; Aspergillaceae.